AUAAAGCUUUGGAACAUCAAUAACUUCACAAAUUCACCAUCUAUAAAAUACUUUAGCAUCGCGAAGAAAUAUUAAUCAAUAAACAUGUCGAACAAUACUCCAUUGCCGUCGUCUUUCGAUGGCAAUACUGAUUUCUAUGAAGAAAAUCGCUGGCAGAAACUAACUCGCCGUCUAAAAGAAGAGCCUCUCAUUCCCCUGGGUUGUAUCCUCACCUCCCUCGCUCUCGUCGGCGCAACCCGCUCCAUCCGAGCCGGCGACCACAACCGCACUCAACGCAUGUUCCGCGCACGUAUCUACGCGCAAGGCUUCACCCUCCUAGCUAUGGUUGCCGGAUCCAUGUACUGGGAUUCCGACCGUAAGAAGCGCAAGGAAUUUGAGGGAGUAUUGUCGGAGCAAAAAGCUAAAGAGAAGAAUGAAGCUUGGAUUAGAGAAUUAGAGGCCAGAGAUGAGGAGGAGAAGGAGAUGAGGAGAGUGAGGGAUGAAAGGAGAAGAAGGGCGGAGGGAAGACCAGCACCAAAGGCUGUGGUGACGGAUGCGCCAGUGGAGGAAGGGGAGAAGACGAAGGGUGGAGUCAUGGAACAGAUGAGUGGUUUGGUGUGGGGAAAGAAAUGAGAGAUGUAGUAAUUACGGACUAAAACGGAUGUAUAUGGGAAGUAUAGCAUUGAGGUUUGGUGUUUGGUAUGGUUAUCGGAUAUGUAUAACUUAUGGGCUAGGGAAAUGUACAAACUCCAUUCAUUUAUCGAAUUUAUUUUAGCAUUGGUCAUGGGUCAUUUAUA
Molecule: messenger RNA, 776 nt
Organism: Botrytis sinoallii
Lineage: Eukaryota; Fungi; Ascomycota; Leotiomycetes; Helotiales; Sclerotiniaceae
Exons: 3
Coding region: 85-612 (175 amino acids)
Biological process (GO): mitochondrial respirasome assembly
Cellular component (GO): mitochondrion
Source: RefSeq, a predicted model, not a curated record